AUGGCUGACAGUGCACGGAGCGAAGAUACUGCGGAUGCAAGUGACCCCAUAGCGGCUGCUAGCUCGUCGGCAUUCUCAGAAGCUGCUAUUGUCAAAAAGGUUACCCGCUAUGUCAAGGAAUACAUGUCCGAGUAUAACAGCUCUCAUGACUUUGACCAUGUAAUGCGUGUCCUCGGCCUUUCUCGGAUUAUCGCUUCGUCACGACUUGCAAAAGCUAAAACUGCAGUAUCCACAUGGAACCCCCUAGUCCUCACGCUAGGUGCUUUAUUGCACCAUGUCGGGGAUGGGAAACACCCCAAGGCUAACGAGAAACCUGAGGCCAACGUGAAACAUGAUGUCACGAUUUACCAGCUGCUUUUGACCUUUGGAACACCAAUGCCUGUGGCAGAGCAGGUUCAAAUCGUUGUCAACAACGUCUCGUACUCCACAGAAACAAAGUCGGAAGAAACCCGGGAGUAUGUACGGAAGCUAGUCCAAGAAAUUCCAGAGCUCGGUAUUAUCCAGGACGCACAUCGUCUGGACGCAAUAGGCAGUAUAGGAAUUGGUCGCACAUUUACGUAUGGCGGUGCUAUCUCUAAGACGGGAAGGCCUCUGCAUAAGACGAUGGCCUAUUUCGUCGAGAAGCUGGAAAGGUUGGAGGCCUCGAUGAAAACCCCGGAAGGGAAAAGGUUGGCGUUGGAGAGAACCAACCGGCUCAAGCUAUUCAGAGGAUGGUGGGAGGAAGAGAUGGCGCUUGCAAAGAGUGGAUUGGGACAAUAA
Molecule: messenger RNA, 759 nt
Organism: Trichophyton benhamiae CBS 112371
Lineage: Eukaryota; Fungi; Ascomycota; Eurotiomycetes; Onygenales; Arthrodermataceae
Exons: 1
Coding region: 1-759 (252 amino acids)
Source: RefSeq, a predicted model, not a curated record